AUGUUUCACAAAUUAUUUAUAAUUUGUUUACUUGGACCCGUAUUGGCACGAUCCGACGAAGCCGAACGACUUCAUCGAUUCAAACGUAUAAUUGGUGGACAAUCUGUCCCACGUGGUACGUAUCCAUGGGCAGCUUCAAUUCAAGCUAAACGACACACGUCAUGGUCAACAUUAGUUACAGGAACGGAACAACACUAUUGUGGUGCAGCUUUAAUUAAACCUGAUUGGGUAAUCACAGCAGCGCAUUGCUUAUACGACAGUGGGGAAGAUGAUGAAAUUAUCAGCUAUCUACAUCCAAAAAUGUGGCAUGUGAGAAUGGCAACUGAAAAACUAAGCCCUGGAAUUUUAGAACGUUUAAAAGGUGCUUUCAAUCGAGUAUUCAAUUCUAUUUUUGGACAUGUUAAACUCCAAACAUUUUAUCAUGUAGAAGAAAUAUUUCAUCAUCCGAAAUACGAACCUGGAAAUUUGGAGUAUGAUAUUGCCUUAUUUAAAUUAAAAGAAACUCCGGUUUUAUGGAAAAUCAAUCAUUUAGAUUUAAUAGAACUACCGGAUGAAAACAGCGAUGAGGAAUGGCCUAAACCUAAUCAGAAGUGUGUAGCUGUUGGUUGGGGAUGCAGUUUCGUUGACGGACCACCAACGUUGAAAAUUCAAGCUGUAGAACUUCCAGUUCUACAAUCAAAAACAUGCAUGUCAAUGUACUCAGCUUAUAUAAAUUUGACAGAACAACAUGAAUUCUGUGCAGGCUAUCAUAAUUUCGGUAAAGGUGUAUGCCCAGGUGACAGUGGUGGACCAUUGGUCUGUGAAGAUUCAAAUGGUGACUACAAAUUAGCUGGUAUUGUGUCAGCAACACACUCCAAAUUGCCUGCUGAUUAUCCGGCAAUAUUCACACGUGUUUCUUACUUCACUAAAUGGAUAAAUGAUGUAAUCAAGGAGAACGGAUAUAAGAAAAAACCGAAUGGUCUCUUUUCAUUUUUACAAUUGCAUAACUGA
Schistosoma turkestanicum is the source of this 990-nucleotide messenger RNA. Lineage: Eukaryota; Metazoa; Platyhelminthes; Trematoda; Strigeidida; Schistosomatidae. The record is from the annotation of a GenBank genome assembly.